Molecule: messenger RNA, 4430 nt
Organism: Photinus pyralis (common eastern firefly)
Lineage: Eukaryota; Metazoa; Arthropoda; Insecta; Coleoptera; Lampyridae
Exons: 2
Coding region: 234-4328 (1364 amino acids)
Biological process (GO): DNA integration
Molecular function (GO): nucleic acid binding; zinc ion binding
Source: RefSeq, a predicted model, not a curated record
UGUAAUAUACAAAAUCGUCCUGAAUAGCGUUUAUCAUUGCUCUCGGUAUUUAUCCAUACCCAUCCAUUUACCACAAUUGGCGACGAGGAUAAUUGGAUUAAAGAUAAUUGGAAAGGAUAAUUGGUUAAAAGAAAAGGUCGAUAUUUUUUUUCAACAUAACCUAAUUGGACGCGUGCUCUAAUUUUUCUAAUACAUAUUUUUUUGGGUUACGUUCGUUACAACUUGGUGGAAAGAUGCCAGCCGGUGUACAAAACGCUGUAGUUACUGACCCAGUUAGGCCAGCCGGUGCACAAAACGUUGUAGUUACUGACGCAGUCAUGGGACACAGACCAAUUGUAGGCUCGAUGGCAGAAUACAAUCCAAAGGAAGAUUGGGAGUUAUAUAAAGAGCGUUUGGAUCAAUUUUUUGAGGCGAACCAGAUUACACAUGCACCAUAUUGCACAGCGACACUCAUCACGUUAAUUGGAACAUCAACGUACCGAAUUUUGCGAGAUUUAUGCAGCCCAGUUUUGCCAAAGGAGAAGACAUAUGCGGAGCUUUGUCAAUUGUUAAGACAGCAUUUUACUCCAGCGGUAGCAGUAUUUAAAGAGAGGAUUGAAUUCUAUAGUGCAAAGCAAGAGGACGGAGAAACUAUCAACGAUUGGUAUUUACGAAUUAAAAGCUUAGCUUCAAAUUGCAAUUUUCAUCAUUUGGAAGACAUCCUCAAAGACAAAUUUGUCACGGGAAUGUUGCCAGGCAGAAUUUUAAGUCGUAUUUGUGAAGAAGAUCCAACCAAGAAAGAUUUGGAAGCACUCAAAGUUUUAGCACAAAGUUUGGAGGUGACGCUGAAAGAGAGAGACAACAUUCAUUUUGUGGGGCGAAGAAAAUCUUCACAGUUGCAGGGGAAAUCUGGACAACAGAAACGAGAGGUGCCGUCAAGGAGUUUUCAACCGAUUCAAAAAUCUUCAAGUAAAUUCCAGCCAGGGGCUAAUACGAGGUGCUACGCUUGUGGUGAGACAAAUCAUAAUUAUAAAUUUUGUAAAUAUAAACGAUAUAAGUGUACUAACUGUUCAAAGUUUGGGCAUAUUAGUAAAGUAUGUGCAAUUAAUAUAAAAAAGCAACAUUUUUUACAAGUUAACGAUGAAGAAGUUGUUGAAACAGACGAUUUUCCAGAGGCAUUGUACAAUCUAUUUAAAUUGAGCGAUAAAGACAUUGUAGAUAGGCAAAGUUUAUUUAGUAUUCAGCUAGAAAUAGAGAACAUUAAAUUUUGUUUUGAGGUAGAUACGGGGGCUAGUGUGUCCAUUUUGCCCGAAGGUAUUUAUAAGGAAAAAUUGUCUAUGAUUCCAUUAAGAAGAUGUAAUACUAGUUUACAAUGUUAUGAUGGGAAAAUGAUUAUUCCAUUAGGAUCGAUAAGGGUAAACCUAUGUUAUCAAAAUAACAAUUUUAUGACAACUUUGUUAAUUGUAAAUAGUAAUGGUCCACCAUUAUUGGGUCGAGAUCUGAUAAGUAGAUUAGGAAUUAAGUUAGUGGAAUCGAAAAACAAUAAUGUUUAUAGUAUUAACGUGGUAGGGAAUUCUAAGAGCUUGAACGCUUUGUUAGAUAAAUAUGAAAUCAUUUUUCGUGACGAGUUAGGAAAAUUUUCCAAAAGUAAAGUUUCUAUUACCGUUCCAGUUAAUACAAAACCAAUAUUUUGCAAACCUUAUAAUAUUCCAUUUGCAUACAAGGCCAAAGUUGAGCAAGAACUUGAUAGAUUAGAGAAAAUUGGCGUAAUUACAAAAGUCGAAACAAAUAAUUGGGGAACACCACUAGUUCCAAUUAUUAAGAAAGAUAAUUCAAUUCGUUUAUGUGCUAAUUACAAAAUAACUGUAAAUAAGUUUUUAGAUAACUUCAAUUACCCAAUACCUUUAAUUGAAGAUAUAUUUGUAGCAUUACAAGGAGGUGUAGAAUUUACCAAAUUAGAUUUAAGCCAAGCAUAUAAUCAGCUCAUAGUGGAUGAUCAGACAAAAUCACUAUUAGCGUGGAGUACUCACAAAGGAGUUUAUUUAGUUGAACGAUUACCAUUUGGGGUGAAAACGGCAUGUGCAAUUUUUCAAAAAGAAAUUGAUACUAUCUUAAAAGGGUUAAAAGGAGUGUGUUGUUUUAUUGAUGACAUUAUUAUAACAGGUAGUACUCGCCAAGAACAUUUGCAAAAUUUAGAAGCAGUUUUAGUUAAGUUAGCCGCUUCUGGUAUCAAAGUAAAGCUAGAUAAAUGUGAAUUUUUUAAAAGUAAAAUUAAUUAUCUAGGUUACGUUAUUGAUCGAGAGGGGUUACACAAAGAUAAUGCGAAAAUUCAAGCAAUUAAAAAUGUAAAUAGGCCUGAAAAUGUCACUCAAUUAAAAGCUUUUAUAGGUAUGGUCAAUUAUUAUGGCCGAUUCAUAAAAAAUUUGGCAAAUAUUCUAAAACCGUUGUAUGAACUAUUGCGUAAAGAUGAAAAGUUUCGUUGGAACAAAAGUUGCGAGGAGGCAAUGGAGAAAGCAAAGGAUGCUAUUAGUUCAGAUAAUGUACUGAUACAUUUCAAUCCAAAGUUACCACUUCAGUUAGCUUGCGAUGCUUCUAUGUAUGGCAUUGGUGCGGUUUUGUCACAUAUUGACGAACAGGGAAUGGAAAGACCAAUAGCAUUCACUUCAAGAAUUUUAUCGAAAGCUGAGCAAGGAUAUUCAAUGUUAGAUAAGGAAGCUUUAGCUAUUUAUUAUGGAAUUAAAAAAUUUUCUCAAUAUUUGCUAGGACAUUCAUUUACGUUGCUUACCGAUCAUAAGCCGCUUGUAUCAUUAUUUGGGGAAAAUAAAGAUAUGCCUGCGUUAGCAGCAAGUCGAUUACAGAGAUGGGGUAUAUAUAUUAGUAAUUACGAUUAUAAAAUUAAGUACAUAAAGGGAACACAAAAUUCUAGUGCUGAUGCAUUAUCUAGAAUGCCAUUAGUAGUAAAUUUUGUAGAAAAUCUAGAUGUACACCCUCAGCUCAAUUUUAUUGAAACUGAAAAAUUAGCAAACUUAAGUCAAAUUCAACAAGAAACUCAAAAUGAUACAGUACUAAAGCAAGUAUAUAACUUUAUAAUGAGGGGGUGGCCUAAAUAUUUAAAUAAAAACGAUGUUGUAUUAAAACCGUAUUUUGACAAAAGGAAUGAAUUAACUGUAGAAGAGAACAUUAUCAUGUUAGGAUAUAGAAUAGUGAUUCCUGAAAUAUUACGAAAAAGUAUACUUGAGGAAUUACAUUCCACUCAUUUAGGAAUUAAUAAAACCAAGAGUAUAGCUAGAUCAUAUUUUUGGUGGAGCACAAUGAAUAAAGAAAUUGAAAAUUUGAUAUUAUCAUGUGAUGCUUGUUUGGUGAAUAGACCAGAACCACAGAAAUUAGUAAAACCAUGGCCAAAAACAAAUGAAGUUUUUGAGCGAAUACAUUUAGACUUUGCAGGACCGUUUAAGGAUAAAUAUUUUUUAAUCAUAAUUGAUUCUUUCAGUAAAUGGCCUGAAAUAUUUCAGUUAAAUACAAUUAAUACAAAAAUUACAAUUGAAAAAUUAAGGGAAACAUUCGCUCGCUAUGGAAUUCCUAAAACAAUCGUAUCAGACAAUGGAAGACAGUUCACAUCAUCGGAGAUGAAAACCUUUUGCGAAAAUAACGGCAUUAAACAUGUUUUUACACCACCUUACCAUCCGAACAGCAAUGGAGCAGCUGAAAACACAGUAAAAACCUUUAAAGCAAGUUUGAAUAAAGCAUUAAAGGAUCCCAAAUGCAGAAGUGCAUCCAUAGAAACACUGAUAUCAAGAUAUCUGUUGUGGUAUAGGAAUGCAAUGCAUAGCACAACAGGAGAAUCACCAGCCCAAAAGAUGUUUGGAAGGAAACUACGAAUGAAGUUUGAUAGGAUUAGAUCAAAUAAUAACAUCGAACUGGAAGGCCAAGUAACAGACAAGAAGCAAUGUUUGGUGGGGGCACAAGUUUAUAUAAGAGAUUAUAGAAAUCCCAAAGAACAAAAAUGGAUUAGAGCAUCGAUAACAAAGAAGAUCGGCGAGGUAAUAUAUGAAUGUGAAAUUCCGGAAACCGGGACAACGCACAGAAGACAUCGGGACCAGAUAAUACAAGUAGAAAAACAUUCAAGGAGCACAGGAGACAAAGGAAAAUCAAAAACUAAAAGGAUAGGGUAUGUACCGAAGACGAUGGAAGAAAAUAAGACGACAUCAAAUUUGGAUGAGAGAAGCCACACGAUUCAAGACGAAGUAUUAGUUGAAGACGAAGUAUUAGACAAUAUCGAUCAAGGAAUUGUUACUGCAAGUACACGACCAAAGCGUAAUAUUAGAAAGCCAGAUAAGUUAGAUUUAUAGUUCGAAAUAGAAUUGUGAGGGGGUAGUGUUAGGUUGGCAAUAAGCGAGUUUGGGACAAGAGACACUUGCAAUAAUGUAAUUGUCAGAAUGUAUGUACGUUUU